Molecule: messenger RNA, 279 nt
Organism: Manis javanica (Malayan pangolin)
Lineage: Eukaryota; Metazoa; Chordata; Mammalia; Pholidota; Manidae
Gene: C7H10orf53
Product: chromosome 7 C10orf53 homolog
Source: RefSeq, a predicted model, not a curated record
AUGCCCAAGAACGCGUUGGUCGUCAUGCGCUAUGGUCCGUACAGCGCAAUUGGCCUGUCGGUGGAGUACCGCACCUUCCGCAUAGAGGGCAUGCAAGCUGUGUUGGCUGAGGAUGGACACAAGGUCAUCCUAGAGAAGAUAGAAGACUGGAAUGUGGUAGAACUUGUAGUGAAUGGAGUUGUCUUCCAGUGCAACAUCAAAGACUUGGAGUUUGGAGGUGAUGGUAAAUUAGACCCACUGUGCAAAGAGGCCAGGAUAGCUGUGCUAAAUGCCUACUGA